Molecule: messenger RNA, 336 nt
Organism: Coregonus clupeaformis (lake whitefish)
Lineage: Eukaryota; Metazoa; Chordata; Actinopteri; Salmoniformes; Salmonidae
Product: raftlin
Exons: 2
Source: RefSeq, a predicted model, not a curated record
AGUGAUGGGCUGCAGGCUUCCUAAGCUGCGGAGGACGGGGGAGGAGAAGAGUCCCGGGAAGAUCUACUCCACCCUCCGACGGCCGCAGGUGGAGACCAAGGUGGGCGUGGCCUACACCUACCACUUUCUGGACUUCCUGCUGGGGAAGGAAGAGGUGUCUGUGUCGUCAGUGCUGUGUCUGUCGUCGGUGAGAGAGUUACCUGUCCAGGUGAGGGAGCUGUACGGUCAGGGCUUUGUCCUGGUGGCUGUCCAUCCCUUCGUCCACCCCUGUGGCCCCAGGCCCGCACGCAUCCAACGUCAGCUACACAGAGCCGUCCUCAUCAGAGAGACACACAG